GCUCGCUUGGUGUAUACGUCUGCUCGAUCGUAGUGGUAUAGCUAUCGCGAUUUUUAUCGAUAAAAGUUGUGUUGUGUUUAUUUUUUUUUAACGAAAAAGAACAGAUUUUUUUUAGUGCUGUGACGAAUUUGGGCUGGCCAGUUUCUUUUUCUGUAAAGAACCCGUUAUGUCCAAUUGAAGACCAAUAAGAGAGUCACAACGAUGGCGGCCGCAGGCGCUUUGCUUCUGGAGACGCGGCCUUUCAGGCCCUUCAAGUCCUCCGAGGAGUACUUGUAUGCUAUGAAAGAGGAUCUUGCGGAAUGGUUGACACUGUUGUAUCCAGAACUGAGGAUUACCGCUGAGAAUUUCCUUGACAGACUUGACACAGGCGUCGCACUUUGCAGGCACGCAAAUGCAGUCAGGGAUUCAGCCCGAUUGAUCCUUGAAUCACCGGCUCCGGAAACUGAGGAGGCCGUGGUCCUAGCCAAAGCCCUGCGAUCCCGUCCUCCAGUGAACAUGCUCCCAGCAGCCAAAGCGGGAACAUUCUUUGCACGAGAUAACGUUUCCAACUUCAUUGAAUGGUGCCGCCGUGCUCUGGGUAUACUCGAGUGUCUACUCUUCGAAACCGACGAUCUAUGCCUUCGAAAGAACGAAAAACAUGUAGUACUUUGCCUUCUUGAAGUAGCUAGGAAGGGCGCCGUGCUUGGAAUGCCGGCUCCACUUCUGGUGCAAAUGGAGAAACAGAUCGAAAGAGAAUUGGCAGGUGAAGAAUUGAAACCAGAUGACUCUGCUUUGGGCUUAAGACCACUCGGUCCUCAACCACAAUUGGUGACUAAUGAUUUGAGAAGCUUGGAUGAGCGCGUAAGAGAUUUGGUUGAGAGAUGCUCAUGUCCAACACAAUUCCCAAUGGUCAGAGUAUCUGAAGGAAAAUACCGAAUUGGCGACACCAGGAUUCUCAUCUUCGUGAGGAUCCUUCGUUCGCACGUCAUGGUACGCGUUGGUGGCGGUUGGGACACACUCGCCCACUACCUGGACAAGCAUGACCCGUGCCGCUGCCGCACCCAGCACCGCACCUCGCUCUCCGCCCGCCUGGCUCGGCCUAAACACGACCUCGCCGGCGCCACCGUCACAUACGAACGACCCGACGCCGGCCCAACUUCCCUCCCAUACACGAAAACAGAAAAAUACGAACCAAUGUCUCUACAAUAUUCCCCAAAAGUUUACAACGAGGAACCGAGAUCACAUUAUCAAUCGACUCACAAACUAGACGCUCCAUCCAGUCUACCAUACAUGGGUGAGAUGGAUAGGGCGUGUUCUCCUGGUAGAAAAUAUCUAUCACCACGCACAAAUAGUCCCGGAAGAUGCUCUGCUUCCCCAGACAGGAGAACCAAAAUCGUAUCCACGAAUCACUUGGUUCCAUCACCCCAUGCUAUAAGGAAUAAGAGUCCUAGACCAGUCUCACCGGCACCAGCCACAGAGAGCGCAUCAGACAAUGGUUCAGAAGUAUCCGAUGAGGGUUACAGGAGCUUGGGCGUGGUAGCCGGGUCCACGCAAGGAUCGCCGUCUACGAAAACAACCAAUCGAUACUCGAUACACAGUCAGAAUUCUAUGGAUGACGCAGAUUAUAAUGAGCGUCUCGAGCACGACGACGGCUGCCACAUGGAGAAAAACGUUGACGACUACGUCAGUCUGACAACCGGACUACGCAAGACAGAUUUCUCUGACACGUUCUACGGUGGAGCGAGCAGGAAGACCAGCUCCGUCGACGACAAGUCCAACCGCGCCAGCCCCGAGUGCAUCAUUAGCACAGAGAGCAACGACUCGCCCAGCAAGAGCCUCAGACCUAAUAGAGAAGUCUCCGAGUCACCAACAAAAACCAUACGCAGCAGACAAGCGAGCAGAAUCCCUCAUUCCCCAGUGAGAACCAAAACCCCCAGCCGCGGAAACACACCAAGUCCAAAACAUACAGCCAGCCCAGUCCAGACGUCACCCAAACUGAAGCCCAAGCUUCCUCCCACAGCAAGAAAUACCUGGAGCGGCAGGACCGCACCCACACAGACCAAAACCAAGACCAGACCUACAAUCGGCGCCGACACCUUUGAUAAUCCAAAUAAAUCCCCAAAAGCUAAGCCCAAAGUCGGUCAAACGGAAGCUUUCAAGCGGAACUCCCCUCUAAGGGCAAGCAGCGCAACUCUACGUUCACCACCACAUCAAAAACAAUUAAGCCCUUUAUUGGAACAGAUCUUAAGGUCAGCGGAGACGGCGAAAGAUGACGCCACCGUCUUAGAAAAAAUGAAAGAAAUCAUCAGAACCUAUUCUAAAGGCGAGGACUCUCUAUCAAGGACGAGCUCAAAAGACUCCGACUACGCCGACUUCACAUCGGCUUGGGUGAUGUCUGAUGGUAAAUUGGAGAGGUCCACUAGCACCAGGCAGUUGGCUGCCCCGAGGAAAGACCCCAGGACUGGAGCUUCGAGGAUACCAGCUCCGGUGUCCAUUGGCUGCAGAAGGUCUACAUCGACGUCGCAGUUCCAAUGACAGCUCUCGCUCGAAACCACUUCGAGUGAUUCAAAGACUGAGCAAGUGUAAGUGUUUGUGAAUUUGGACCAAACGUUGGCGCAAACAUUUGGUAUAAUCGCGAUAGAUCCAAAUAAAGUGGAUUGUAAGAUUAUUUCCAACGGUUUCGGUCAAAUGUAGACAUUUUAUAUGUAUUUAUUGUUAACAAAUAUCAUAUCUUCUUCAGAUUAAUAUUUAAUAUCUAAAUUGUAGUGCUAAUGUAGCAUUUUAUGUAAAAGCGAUAUUAUUAUCGCGAUUUGAUUCGAAUAUCAAAUUCCGAUCUAGUGUUAGUACUAACAUUAAAUUAGUAUUAAUUAUUCUUUUUAGAAUAGACAAUUCGUACUAACCAUUGCGUAA
Papilio machaon (common yellow swallowtail) is the source of this 2889-nucleotide messenger RNA. RefSeq names its product GAS2-like protein pickled eggs (gene pigs). The transcript has 5 exons. NCBI's taxonomy places the organism in Eukaryota, Metazoa, Arthropoda, Insecta, Lepidoptera, Papilionidae. Gene Ontology annotation, biological process: actin crosslink formation; regulation of microtubule polymerization or depolymerization; microtubule bundle formation. The record is from RefSeq and is a predicted model, not a curated record. Bases 202 to 2514 code for a protein of 770 amino acids. Gene Ontology annotation, molecular function: actin filament binding; microtubule binding; cytoskeletal adaptor activity. Gene Ontology annotation, cellular component: stress fiber; cytoplasm; microtubule plus-end.